GUCUUAAAAUCAUGUAUAUAUAUGCCAACAAUUCGAGUCCAAUAAUUUAAUCCUCACAACUGAUUAUGAAAUUUUAGUAUUGAAGAAAAUCUAUUGAUCUCUCUCGAUAAUUAUCACAUGGAGCGAAACCCACCAUAUCAUUUUCUCUUCAUUAUACUUGCCAUAUCACUAGCAACAAUGGCACCAUUAUUCUUCUACACCUUAUAUUUCAAUUCACAACACUUUAUUAUAUAUCCCAUGACACUUCCAAUAUUAUUCACAACAUUUAUGUCAUCACCGCCUUCAUUAGAAUUACCAACAAAUUAUUCACAACCGUUGGAUGUAACUACAUCACAUAAUUUCACCAAAGUGUAUGAUUUGAAUAAUACACCAACAAUCAUGCACAACAUGGAGGAUCAAGAGUUGUUCCUCAAAGCAAGUAUGGUCCAAGGAAUCCAAGAUUAUUUUCCUAAGAACAAAACUAAUAAUAUUGUUCCAAAGGUAGCAUUCAUGUUCUUGGUGAAAGGUGCAUUGCCCUUAGCACCAUUGUGGGAGAGAUUCUUCAAAGGACACAAAGGGUUCUACUCCAUUUACUUGCAUCAACAACCUUCUUUCAAUGAAACCUUGCCUUCAGAUUCUGUUUUCUUUGGAAGAAAAAUCCCUAGCAAGCCAACUUCAUGGGGCUUGUCAUCACUUAUAGAUGCUGAGAGGCGUCUUCUUGCUAAUGCACUUCUUGAUUCAUCCAACCAACGCUUUGUUCUUCUCUCAGAAUCAUGCAUUCCAUUGUUUGGUUUCAAAGCAAUCUAUGACUAUCUCAUGAACACAAACCUUAGCUUCUUAGAAUCAUAUGAUAUGUCUGGAAGACCGGGAACCGGAAGAUACCAUCCAAAAAUGUGGCCAAUCGUUAACAUAACAAAUUUUCGAAAGGGGUCUCAAUGGUUUGAAGUGAAGCGUGACAUUGCAAUUGAAAUAGUGAAAGACACUAAGUACAUCCCUUUGUUUAAGAAGUAUUGUGUUCCACUUCCACAUGGGAUAUGCUUUUGUGAUGAACAUUAUUUGCCCACACUUUUGCAAAUGUUGCACUACAAGAUGAACGCAAAACGUAGCAUCACUUGGGUGGAUUGGGCAAUUGCUGAAGGCCCUCACCCAAGAGAAAUUGGUUCAAGUAGUUAUAACAUUACUUAUGAGUUUUUGAACAAAAUUAGGUUUGGAUCAAAGUGUGUUUACAAUGGGAACAUCACCAGCAUGUGUUUCCUCUUUGCUAGAAAGUUUCUUCCAAGUGCAUUAGAGCCUUUACUUAGGGUGUCUCCUUUGUUGUUUGGUAUUGAUCCUUAA
Messenger RNA from Arachis duranensis, 1314 nucleotides. RefSeq names its product glycosyltransferase BC10-like. Gene Ontology annotation, cellular component: membrane. Bases 118 to 1314 code for a protein of 398 amino acids. Gene Ontology annotation, molecular function: glycosyltransferase activity. The record is from RefSeq and is a predicted model, not a curated record. NCBI's taxonomy places the organism in Eukaryota, Viridiplantae, Streptophyta, Magnoliopsida, Fabales, Fabaceae. The transcript has 2 exons.